Molecule: messenger RNA, 4416 nt
Organism: Cantharellus anzutake
Lineage: Eukaryota; Fungi; Basidiomycota; Agaricomycetes; Cantharellales; Hydnaceae
Exons: 4
Coding region: 77-4027 (1316 amino acids)
Molecular function (GO): protein binding
Source: RefSeq, a predicted model, not a curated record
GCUGCAGGGCUGAUACUUGUUCCUCAGCUAUAAGGUCCCGACAGCCUCAGACGCACGCCAAACUUUGUAGGAGGUCAUGUCGCAUGAUCCUCGUGAGUCAGACGAGGAGCACGAUGAAGCAGGCGCUGUGGUUGAUGGGGACACUGAUGACAACGAGGAAUACGGAAGCGCCGGGGAGCAUCCUGAGCACCUUCAUGAGGUACCUUCUGAACACCUACCGGGUUCUUCGACUUCGCAGCUUGACCAUUACGUAACCGUGUCCGAGCGACCCUCUGCAGUGAGCCCACCGUCCCCCACAAGGUCUGCUACACCACCACCGCGUGGCGCAUCCAAUUUCCUUCCUUCCGAAAUCGUUGCGCCUGAAAAUAUAGGUACCAGUGGCCCUCCAAGAACUCGUUCCUCGAGAGUUGAGUCCUUGCGAGUUAACAAUACACGAAGCAAUCGCUUGUCCGGGUUUUUCACGAGUUUUAGACCCAGAAGCACGCAGGCCGUUGCGGAGCGUCCUGUGGAAUCGCGACCGAAUUCUUCGAAGCUGAUAACGAGACCCCCGGAACCACCUCCCCCGUCCUUGUCACCCCCUUCCCUAGAUGAAUUGGGGUUAUCACUGCAAGCGAUAACUCCAAAUCUCUCUCCCUCUCAUUUUGGGACCCCUCCGACUAGUGGAACAUUCAUGCGGCCUCACUUUCUUUUGUUGUGCCACUCUCAAGGCCUGGAUGUUCUUCCUUUGGUUGCGCCCCCGGCUCCUCGAGCUUAUGCUCUUGUAAGACGAGUCCCAUUUAAGAUGGUUGUAGUGAUGGAGGAAAGAGGCGUUUUGGUCGCGAUUGCUGGACGACGCGAUGGCGUCCGUGUUUACGCACUUGAGGAGAUCCGGAAGGUCAUUGAAUGGCGAAUGGAAUUUGAAGUCCAGAGGGAACGGGAGCGGGCUCGGCGGGAAGAGGCGAAAUUCCGGCUGUCCUUUGGUGCUUCAGAAACAAAGAGUAAAGGAGCUCUUGUAAGGCCAGGUGUUUACUCAGUGACUCUGCCGAAUGCUGCCGUUCGACCUCCAACCGCGAAGCAGCGAUCGGUUCCGGUCCCAACGUCUCCUCCGCCACGAUAUGCGAGUAUCGUCACCAAUCUUCCAUCAGUGCCUAUCCUCAACGUUCCACCACCACCUGAUUUCCAAGGUCCGAACUCGUCCAGACGAUCUGGAGACCGAGCAUUAUCUAUUUCCUCUGUUGUAGGGCGGAAAAUUUUAUCAGGAAGUGCCAAGCAUCAAGGUGGUGCUGACGAGAAAACCGAUUGGAUGGACGUUGCAGGAAGUGAUGAAGAAGUGCUAAUUGCUCCGGGGCCAUCUGGUAGCGCAGCAUUGGACGAGAGGACCUCUAACAUGGCAAAUACCCUGAGCCGAGUCCAAGUCCAAUCUCCCGAACUGGGUGACGAUGGUGAGGAGGUUGAGGUCGGCGAACCUGCAGAUCCUCAUCCGCCGUCGUCAAGCCCUAUGCCUAUUGGCCGCCAACACCGGCCUGCAAGCCUCCGCCUCGAGCCCCAAUCCAUGCCAGAUUCAAUUCCCGAUCAAAAUUCCCCCGCCGUCACGCCAUCUUCACCUACUCCAACUGUCUUCUCGCUUCAGCGUGCAAUGAUGCGCAAUAAUGCCCCUCCCCCCUUACCACCGCCUAUCAACCCUUCAGUGCGAUCGAACGAUGUCGUAUCACUGGCCGAGGUUCUUCAAGAGAGCAGAUUACCUGGUCGACCUGUCCCCCUGGCAAGCCUUCGAAUUGGCUCUCACACUGCGUAUGAUCCUCAAGGCAAUGAACCAGAUAUAGAUGCGCCUGAGGAUCCUAUCCCUUCCCCAUCGAACACCGUGGCACCCCCGUCGACGGAUCGUCGGAGAAGACGAUGGUCUGUCAUGGAUACACUACGCCCUGAGCUUCGUCCUCCAUCUGCCUCCAUGGAUGUACCCCGUACACCUAGACUUCAGGUUCCCCGUUCCCCGUCUUUGCUUAAUGGAAUUGUCCCCAGAACCGCCCCUCCUACUCAUUUUCCCAGGUCCCAACGUUCUCCAUCCACACCCGGCACGCCCCGUUCUGCCCAUAUUCUGCCGCGAAAUAUGUCUAAUCCAGGUCCGAUUGCCCCAUCGUCGGUGCCUCCGCAAACACCUCGGCGUUUUUUUUCGAGAUUUAUUCCUGCAGUGCUGAGGAAAGGCCAUGACAAGAGGGCUGCAGCUUCUGAUAGGGAAUCAACUGAGAAUAUCCCCCCGGUACCCUCACAUUCAUUCCCUUCGCAGGCACCGGCCCCGAAGAUGGAAUAUGUCAAAUUACCUGGCACCAAAGGUGCUUUGAUGAUAAAAGCCGUUGAAACCGCCAGGAAGAGCUUCCUCGCGAUUCUUUGUGGCGAUCAGGGCGAGAAAGUAGAAUUAUUUGCAGGGACAUACCGAUCUGCGCUUGGACUGUCCAGAACCUUCAUCCUGCCAGAUUCUCCCCGCUCCUUGGAGCUUCAGCUUCAAGGCGACGACUUGGUCGAGUUGUUCCUUGUAUUUUCUCAAAAUGUUUUCGGCCUUGAGCCUGCGACAGUUCGCGUAAGAGAAGUUCGUAUUGGCAGAGCGGAGCGACGAGCUGCAAGGCGGAGAGCAGCUCUUGAGAACCAAUCCGCGGAACGAUUUCUCAGUGGAGAGGGGUCAGGCGAGGGUCGCGAUGGCCUGGCAACUAUAGGGGAUGAAGGAGCUACAAACAUCAUUACAUCCGUGGUGACCGUUGGGAAUACCCCAUCCGGGCCUUCGAGUGGGGACCGGAGGCGUACAUUCUCCGAUACCGCCCACUGGCGGCCUGAUGGCAGUGCCGCAAGACCCGCUAGCUCAUCGGACAUAGGGUCACCAUUGAUUUCGAGAACAGCGAUUGCUCCUGAAGAACUGUCGGCUAAGGCUGCUGCCCAGCUGGGCCCAUAUUCCACAUUCCAACAAUUGUCAUUCGCACCUCGAUUUCCAACAGCUAGCAUUGCUGAUGAAUGUGUCAUUCCACCCACGUAUACAUCAUACCUUGAUUAUCGUGAAGAGUGGGAAAAGAGUUAUCCUCAACAGCUUCCCGAGACGGUCGCCGGAAACCCUUCGCAAGCACCUGCUCUCCUAGUAUCUCCUCGCUGGUAUUACAAGGAUCCCAAGGGUAUACUUCGAGGGCCCUGGGACGUAGACACUAUGUAUAACUGGUUGCGUGAUGGGUUUUUACCCCCCAAUCUGCCUUUACGACAAGACAACGAAGCUACCUUCAUUACUUUACGAGCCCUUCAAGAUUCUCGACCCGGCGUCGAAAACCCUUUCGCGCCCUCCGAAUCAAACUUAGAGCCCUUUCCGUCAAAGACUACAAGUGCCAAUAUUACCUCACACCGAAUCCCUCUGCCUGAGUAUUUACUCUCCCCUAUUUCCCUUUUGGCGCAGCCUCGACACUUCGGGCCUCCUGCUCUGUUCUUUUCUUCUCGCGGUGGACACAUCACAUCUAUCGUUGAUGGAAGAGGCAGAUCGGUUUUGAAAGGGAAAUUCAUUUGGAACUCAGAUCGCUCAAGGGACCCUCAAUCUCCGCUGCCUCUUGGUGACGUGAGACGCCUUGAGGCGUUCGACUCGAAAGAUAAUCAUGCUGUCUUGGUUGCCAUCCGACAUGGCGGUAUUGAAGCUGUGAACAUGUCAGAUGCCCUUCUACAACCUGCGGAUCAGUCUCGCACAUCUUUACCUUUCUUUAAUUCCCCAAACAUUGCCACUAGCCGUCGCCGGAAUUUUGUUUGGAGGAUGGGCAGUCCCGUAGAGGACGUGUCUUCCUCCAACCUUUCCAACCACGGUAUCUCCUCCAAGAGGGAAACUGCUCUGCCUAGGAAGUCUGUGACAUUGAGCAAGAAGAUAGGUUCAAUGAAGCGCACAGACGGAACCAAAGAAAACGAGGAGAGCCCAUUACCCCUGUCGGACAACGAGAUACUAUUCCUCGGACGCUGGGGAGAUCAUGUGUACUUAUGCGAGCGUACCGCAGACUCUUUCCGAAUUCUCCGAUUGUCGCUGGCUGAAUCUUAGAACCUACGUAUUCUAUUGUGCACACUGUGCGGAACGAAACCUCAUGUCUCAAGAACUGUCUUACAUUACCUUCAACAUUUCUGACCGUUCAUUCAACUAAUUGUGGUCUUGGACUCUUGGUCAUAAUACCCUAUAUCAUCUGCAAAUUGUUCAAUCGCACAUAUGUAUUUUUCCAACAGAUUGGACUACUUUUUGAUGCUGUAGCUCCAACAAUCAUGAUUUAAUCGUCGUCAUCGUCCAGCGACCGUUCCAUCAAGGUGGGCGUUGCUCCAACAGCGAGGUCAUCGCUGAAUGGAUCGCGAACCGCUUCUGCUGCACGGAUUUCUGCUGCCUUUCUCUCUCUUUUUUCUCUCCCCUUUACCUCCUCUUCUGCCUGCUUUUUGAGAUAU